Molecule: messenger RNA, 687 nt
Organism: Emiliania huxleyi CCMP1516
Lineage: Eukaryota; Haptophyta; Isochrysidales; Noelaerhabdaceae
Exons: 1
Coding region: 1-687 (228 amino acids)
Biological process (GO): nuclear-transcribed mRNA catabolic process, nonsense-mediated decay; mRNA export from nucleus
Cellular component (GO): nuclear cap binding complex; nucleus
Molecular function (GO): RNA cap binding; mRNA binding
Source: RefSeq, a predicted model, not a curated record
AUGCCGGUCAACAAACGCGCACGCGAGGAGCCCGAGGAGGAGAGCAUCGAGAAGCGGCUGGUCAACCUCAUCGUCCGCAUCGGCGACCGCUCGAUAGCCGACCUCAAUUCGCACCUCCGGGGCCUCGCCGCGGCGCUCACCGCCGAGCUGCCGACGUCGCGCACGCUCAUCUAUGACACCAUCCUCGACUGCGUGCGCGGCCUGCAGCCCAAGGCGCCCAUCUACGGCGCGCUGUGCGGCCUGCUCGCUGCCAACCCGCAGGGCGAGCCGGACGGAGUGGUCGCGGCCGACAUUGUCGCGCAGCUCGGUCGCGAGCUGCAGGAGGCGCUCGACGUGCACGCGACCUUCUCGAUCCGUGCCUUCUGCCGCUUCGCCAUCGAGCUCGCCAAUGCGCGCGUCGCCUCGGUGGACUCUGCGCUCGCGCUGCUCGAGACGCUGCUCGCGGUGACCGCCGAGCCCGGCGUGCUUCCCGCCCGGGCCGAGUGGUUUGCUUGCGUCGUGUUGGACAGCCUCGCCCUUGGCGGGGAAGUCUUCACGCGCGACGCGCCGGAGCGGUCCGCUGCACUGCUCGGCGCCGUGCGCGCCUACGCCGCCACGCGGGGGGCCGACGCGCUCUCCGCUCCGGCCCUGCUGCUGCCCUACGGCGGCGCCACGCGGCCGGGGGAGGUGACUCACACGGCGCCUUGA